Molecule: messenger RNA, 4182 nt
Organism: Ceutorhynchus assimilis (cabbage seed weevil)
Lineage: Eukaryota; Metazoa; Arthropoda; Insecta; Coleoptera; Curculionidae
Source: the annotation of a GenBank genome assembly
UAUAAUGGUGUUAUCAUUUCCAAUGUCUCCGAUGGUUGCAAUGAUUGCGAAAUCUGUGCAUUUUUAAAUCAACAUUUUUUUAGGCGUUUUCGAGUUACCAAUUCAUCCAACCUCAAUUCAUUUUGUGCAACUUUGCAAGAUUGUUUUUGUGACUGAUUGAAGUGCUGUGCGCUGAAUAGAGUUAUUUUUCAUGAUGGAAGGUUCUUCCCAUUUCGCUGAGAAACAUCCGCGAUCGAAUCCUUUUUUUAUUUUUUACACACCCUCUUCAGGAUCCGAUGUUUCAUGCACAUUCUCCGACGUCAUUGAUCGAGACUUGGGCAUUAUUGCUUCAAGCGUGCAUGUUUCCCAUGUAGUAGACCUCGAAUGGCUAUUAUCAAUAUAUGCGGAGUGUGGCCAAUCCACAACGAUGCAUGUAGUUGGGAGUUGUGUUUCACAAUUGGAUAACAAUGUCCAUAACAAAGAAGUGAAAGUCACUCGCAUGCUCUCGAAUCAUGUAUUUUCGACGGUUCAUCAUGCGAAAUUUUCUAUACUGGAAUAUAUAGAUGGAUCGAUGCGGCUAAUCAUAACGUCUGCAAAUCUUUCUGACAACGAUUGGACGCAACACGUUAACGGGGUAUGGAUUUCUCCGAGGCUGAAGCUUUUACCAGAGGACGCCGGGUAUACAGAUGGCGAAUGCCCGACUUUUUUCAAAUCAGAUUUUAUUCGUUUUUUGAGAGCGUAUUCCGAAAUGGCACCAGAGUUGGUGGACCAGAUAAUUCCUCGCUUGAAACGAAUGGACUUUAGCGCUAUUAAUUGCUUUUUUAUCGGUUCUGUGCCUGGAGUUCACUCCUGUGACAACGAUGAAGACGUUUAUUGGGGUCAUGAAAGAGUGGGGCGAAUUUUGGAAGACCAUGCUUGUUUGCCAAAUUACGACGUGGGACGAUGUUGCAUCGUAAUGCAGUCAUCUUCAAUUGGAAGCGUUGGGGACAAUGCUGAUAAUAAUUGGUUGACGGGCGAGUUUACUCGAGCAUUAUCAGCAGUUUUUGUCGCAGAGAACACCAACGAUGCCAUUGACACAAUCAAGACCCCGAUAUUCCUCAUUUACCCAAGCGUUCGGGACUUGAGCAAUGGCAGUUCUUUGAAUAAUUGCCUCUGUUACAGCUCGGAAACACAUGCAAGGCAACAUUGGAUUUCAAAGUAUUUGUGUCGUUGGAGAAAUAAUGCCGCCGGUGGUGCCGAAAUCGCUCCUCACGUCAAAUGUUUUUUAAGAACAGACCCCACCUUCACAAUUGCGUCUUGGUUUCUUUUGACAAGUGGGAACAUUAGCCAAGCAGCGUGGGGUAAAUUAAACAGCAGAGGCGGACUUUAUGUGAAAAAUUUUGAAGCAGGGGUUUUGCUUCUCCCCUCAUUUGUGACUGGUAACACGGCAUUUCCGUUGGCAACAUUGAAUGGUUCGAUAGAGACUUUCAACAAAGACGUGGCAUCCCUCAUCGUACCCUUUGAUUUGCCACCAGUGAGAUACUCACCCGGAACGGACGAGCCCUGCUUCAAACAAUCUACAGAUUUAAAUCUUAGGCAAAGAAAUCGUUCGCCUUGCAAGGACAAACAUCUUCGGUUCACCAUUUCCAAAGGAGACGAACACAGAGCGGAAGAAAUUUUUCCAAACUUGAGUUCGGUAGCCGACAAGGUGGUGCAAAAACAAAGCGCUAGAAGGGCGCAAAACGGACCAACUUAUUGUGACGUUCAGUCCCUUUCAGACAUACAAGUUUCGCAUGACGUCGAUUCGUAUACUGUUUUAUUAAAAAACGCAGCGGCUCUGAAGAUUUUGCACUACUUAAUGAUUGAUGUCCGAUCGUAUGGAGCAAGACCCAGCAAAUGAAAAUGGUCAAGGGGAUUUUCGGAGAAACUGGUUGUAAAUGGUUCGAGUUCAAAAUCGGAUAUGUUUACGGCUCACAUAUUCAUUGCAUUUUCCGAUACACACCCUAUAUCAAUCUUAGACACGUUCGAGCAAUUUUUGUAAAAAUUGUUCAAAAAGCUAUAGGAGAAGUUCUUCUUGCAAGCGACAAAACGGUAAUGAACGGCUCUACCGACGCGGACUUUGGAAACGAUGGCAGGAUCCGUAUUCACCAGGACGAUUGGCCAGCAGUGGCCGAAGUGAUUGACCGGAUCGUGAAUUCGAGAGAGGGCUACAAAAUCCACAGAAUGCGCGAAGUUCUAUAUUACGUAGCGCGUCACGGCUUCGUCGAAGCCGAUUAUAGGAAAAUUGAGCGCAUUCUGGCUGAUACUGUAGCUGUUGGAAAGGAAGAGUCCAUCGUCGGCGUGCAGGUUCAUUGCGCAAGUGUAGUUUCUUCUACAGACGGAGGCGCAAUUUUAACAAGGAUGUCGGGCAUAAAAAAUUUUUUGAAUAAGCCAAACCUGGCUACGACUAGUCCGGCUUUUCUUAAAUUAGUGGGCCAUGCUUACGGCAACACAACAACUUGCAAAGGAAUACUUCCGAAUUCAACAUAUAUGCAAACGUACGAGCCAUCAGCUCAUAGGUUCAAAGCCAGUGCUAACGUUUGUGUGGCUACUUUUCUACAGGGUCGAGGAAUGAAUAAAUUCACGAGUCAAAUGAAAAGAUUUGACAAAAUAAGGCAAGCGACAUCUCGGAAAUUAAAUGCAAUGACGCAGACGAUACGUUCAUACCACGAAGUUGGAUACCGUUGUCGUAUCGAAACUGUGGAAACUUUCGAUAAUUUGCAACAGUUAAUUGAGGCAUACCACGAUGAGGACGCUUUUAAGGUUCGGAGGGAGGCCAUCCUUGAAAGAAUGAUUGAUUCCGGCAUUUUAACGAAAAUCUCGGGCUUGGACUGGCGAAGGCAUUUAGUUGAUUGUGGCAUCCUCAACGAUUGUGAAAUUGUCGAUUCGGCGCUGCGUUUGUUCAAUAAUUAUGACGAAACAAUCCAGCUGCCAAGAAUGUUGUGGCCGGAAGUACCAUCCACGUCCUUCCAAAAAUUAUCAAUCGAAUCUAUGCGUCAAGAAGACGAGCUUGUUCGAAACGAUCUGAGAAGUUCGAUUGAAAAGUCUGCAUCAAACAUUCCUUGGAGGCAUUGGCUGCGAAAAUCAUGCGACCAAAAACCGACUUUCGAAGAGAACGAAAACCAUGAUGAGGAAGAAGACAAUAACGAAAAUGGCAUAAGCGAGAGUAGCGAAAGUGACGAUGACGAAAAAGCGGCUGAGCUGGAAGCAGACCAGACGUUUUUCAGUCACCAAAAAAACACGCCCGAAAAAGGUGUUGCCCGAGUUCCUCUUGCCAACAAGAUUACCGAUGAACGUUGGAAUCGGUCCAUCACUUAUGUGUCAAAAAGAUAUUGUGAAAGCGUACGUCGCUGCCAACCGCAUGGCAUUCUUUCUGGAGGGGACUUACCUGAAAGGAAAAAAAUUUGACACUGACUUGGUUCGAUCAAUGAGAGAACCUGCUAGAAGGAACAAGAGGAAGGUAGAACAUGUUCAGGCAAUAAAAGAAACGGAAUUGUUUCUACGGGAAUACGAGGACCAAAACAAGCAACUCCCAAAACUGUCACCAAUGGUGAUGCACCUUUUCGAGCGCCAAAUCGGGAUUGUCGGUAAUGCCAUACGAAUAGCGGAAAAAAGGGUGGAAAAAUUCCUCAGUUCUGAUCCAAUCACUCCAAAUGAGGACUCCCUGGUAAUCAUUUAUUGGGCAACGGCUCUUGCCCAUAUAGGACGCGAUUGGUGUUCGCAAUUCGGAAAUCGUCCAUUACCCGACAAUUUCAUCUCAUUACAGCGGUUGGACAUCGGAAAAACCCGUCUUAGCAAAUCGGGUUUUAUAACUCCAAGCGACGUUGCCGACAUUAUUUUGACGCCUCCGUCAGCAAUGGGAUCGUGGGUAUUGUCAGCAACUAAAAUAAGUUCGGCGAAGCUCGAGAACCCAGCUUUUCGUCAACAACUGAUAAAUUAUAUCAAACAAAAUAUAAAAAUUUUUCCUAGACGCCUGUGCAAACACAAUUCUUCUGAGAAUGUAUGGUUUAGGGUGGUUUGGGGGCAAUCUGAGGCCGAAAUGGAAUCAAUACUAAAAAAUUGGACAACCAGCAGUUCAACAAGUCUUCUGGCAGCUAUAAAAUUGUCCAUGGCCAACAAGACAACAAAGUCUAAAAUUGCAGACUUCAAAGGUUAGGAAUCAUUUAUUUUCUGCAUAUCUAUUAU